This is a messenger RNA of Aphis gossypii (cotton aphid), 540 nucleotides long. RefSeq lists its product as uncharacterized. The coding region runs from base 118 to 480 and encodes 120 amino acids. Lineage: Eukaryota; Metazoa; Arthropoda; Insecta; Hemiptera; Aphididae. The transcript has 2 exons. The record is from RefSeq and is a predicted model, not a curated record.
UAAAUAAUUUAUAGGUAAGUAGCAGCAUAAAUACUAAAACAGUAAGUAGUUUAUUUAACAUUUGACAAUUACAGUAUUUUAUGGAUAUUGAUAAAUAAGUGUAAGUUAUAAGUCUAAAUGGAAAUAGUGUGGUUUUGUCUGUUAUUGAUAUCAUUCAAUGUGUGCAAUGCUGAAGAUGUUAAGACAAUACGAAAACCCAAUGAUAUAUCAAUGGUUGAUACCGAUGAAUACAAGGACGUCUUGAAUAUUAGCCCCGAGAGUACAAAACAUUUUUUGUUAUGGAUUAAGGAUAACAUACAAAAUGAUAUCCAAUGUACUGAUGAAGGAGUUGAUCCAAUGAAAUGUGAAACAAAAGAAGGAUCAACCAUUGAAACUAACUUGGACGUUUGGAAUCAAUUACCGUUAUUUAUACGUAAUCAGUGGUCAAUGACAACCAUAAAUAAAAAUUUACCCGAAGAUAUCAGCAAAGCUAUCGAUUAAGAUAAACAAUGUAAAAUAAAUAACAUUUAUAUGAAAUAAAAAUAAUCUAAUUUAAUUUAA